AUGGCGGGCCCAAAACUACUUCCGGCUACCACCAAUGGCCCAGUUUCCAAGCGCCAGAAAGUCGACGGCGCCGGUGAGAAGAGCUCUUCGCCGCUGGUUCGCCAAUCCAAAAUAUUUGCGCCGUUCCGAACUGUAGGUCUCGUGUCUCCCACCAGCGUACCUUUUACCUCCCUCCCGCUCGGAAAAACAACCUUCCAAAUCACCACCUCGGUUGGCCGCUCGCUACAGACGUACGAUUUGAAGCGCGGACUACAUCUCGUCUUCAUCACCCGACCACAAACUCCCGAGGACAUCACCGCAACAAUAGCAUGGAAGAAGGUCGUCUUUGCAGCUUGGUCCGGCCAAAAGCGCAGUGCUUCGCGCGGUGUCUGGGUUUUUCAACGUGGAAAGAAAGUGGCCGAAUUGGAAUUACCGCGAGGCGGGAUCGAAAGGAUAAGCCGCCUUGUUGUCAUGGGCGAGUGGAUUGUAGGAUGCGGCACUGGCAAAAUUGAAGUGUGGAGAACGGCUACGUUGGAGCACUACACCACCCUUCAAAGUCCCUCUUCCAGUCCUCUCUCUGGAUCCAUCUGCAACAUGCCGACAUACCUGAACAAAAUAUUCGUGGGACGAAGGGAUGGUUCGGUGGAGAUCUGGAACCUCAGCACUGGAAAGCUACUCUAUACACUCCUCCCACCUGCCGCAGACUUUGGCUCUGUGACCGCAUUGCAGCCGACCCCCGCCUUAUCUCUGCUUGCGAUCGCAUACGAAUCAGGCCCAGUUACCAUACAUGAUAUACGAGCUGACAAGGAGGUCAUGCGAUUGAACACGGGCGGAUCGCAGAAGCUUCCCAUCACCUCCAUCUCGUUCAGGACUGAUGGACUCGGUGCUGGCGAUGAUGGCCGAGAAGACGGAGUCAUGGCGACUGCAAGUCACGACAGCGGAGAUAUUACCUUCUGGGAUCUCAAUAAAGGCGGCCGUAAGAAAGGAACCUUGCGGGGAGCUCACGGGCCUCCGCCUUCUGCAAGUGGCGGCGUUGGCGGUGGCAUCAGCAAAAUCGAGUUCUUGGCUGGUCAAGCAGUGAUUGUGUCGAGCGGCUUGGACAAUUCAUUGAAAAGCUGGAUCUUCGACGAGACCCCGUUCUCACCUAUACCACGCAUUCUACACUCGCGCGGUGGCCAUGCUGCUCCUGUCUCCGCGCUUCGCUUCCUGCCCUCCAACUCAGACGGUUCGGAUGAUACUGGCAAGUGGCUACUCAGUGCAAGCAAAGAUCGAAGUCUAUGGGGUUGGAGCUUGCGAAGAGACGGACAAAGCACAGAGCUUAGUCAAGGUGCAAUUCAAAAGAAAGCCAAGAAAAUGGGGCUUCUCAGCGGCGAUGCUGAAGGUUCGAAACAUCAUGUGAAGCUUGAAGACCUCAAGGCUCCUUCAAUCACAUGCAUUGCAUGUUCUCUUAACCGCGACGGGGGAAUGGGAGCCAUGCCUGGCGUCAAUGGCAUCUGGAACAACUCGUCGAGCGUCAAGGGACAGGACAAAAAGAAGCCUGAAGUCAACAUGACAGGAUGGGAAAGUAUCGUCACAGGACAUGCUGGAGACAAGACUGCGAGAACCUGGUUCUGGGGACGAAAACGAGCAGGAAGAUGGGCGUUCGACACAAGUGACGGGUCUGAAGUCAAGAGUGUUGCAAUCUCAUCUUGCGGCACAUUCGCUUUGAUUGGUUCGGCCGGCGGCUCCAUCGACAUGUACAACCUUCAAUCUGGACAACAUCGGAGGAGAUUUCCCACUCGAUUAACCCCAGUAGAAGCGAAAAAGUACAAGCUACAACAAUUGCAGGCCGAAGACGCCCUCCUUGUUGAGGACGAUUCUCCUCGGAAGUUCGCAAAGGGUGAAGGUAAACACAAGGGAGCCGUUACGGGGCUCGCCGUAGAUGGCAUGAACCGUACACUCAUAAGCUGCUCUGACGACGGCAAAGUAAAAUUCUGGGAUUUUGCUACCGGCCAUCUCCUACACGAGAUCGACUGGUAUCCCAUGACCAAAAUCUUUGGACUUCGCUACCAUCGCAACAGCGACCUAAUAGCACUGAGCUGCGACGACGGCUCAAUCCGUGUUGUGGACAUCACGACAAGGAAGCUCAUUCGAGAGCUCUGGGCAUCUCGAUCUCAUGCUGAGCUGGAUACGCUCGAUUAUACCUUCUCGAACGAUGGCCGAUGGAUCAUAUCUGCAGCAUCUGAUUCUACCGUUAGAGUCUGGGAUCUUCCAACUGGUCAUCUUAUUGACGCCAUGAAGUUACCGAGAAAGUGCAACACUGUAGCAUUCUCUCCUUCAGGUGAAUUUCUUGCCACGGGCUUAGAUGGUGAGGUAGGCGUCCAUAUUUGGACGAAUAGGACGCUGUUUACGCAUGUGUCUACACGUCAAAUCACGGAAACGGAUAUUGCGACUGUUAGUGCACCUACGGCUUCUGGCGAAGGUGGCGUGGCUGUCGUUGAAGCAGCCGCUGAAGAGCAGUCGGAAGAUGAGCAACAGGACGAAACCACAGUUCCGAUUAUGGAUCAACUCAGUGACAAAAUCACGACUCUGAGCUUAGUUCCUAAGUCGCGCUGGCAAACACUUCUCCACCUCGACCUAAUUCGAGCACGCAACAAGCCUCAAGAAGCGCCCAAGGCGCCUGAGAAAGCGCCUUUCUUCCUACCUUCGCUCGGUCAAAAUCAAGUCGCGGGAGUAGACAGUACUGCUCUUGCACUACCUGAUCAGGAACCGGCAUCCCGUAUAUCCAGCUCCGCACUCGCCUCGCGGUCAACAGCUGCCGCAGCUACAAACGAAUUUACCCGCCUUCUCGCCCAGGCCACGCAAACCUUUGAAUAUGCACCGCUCAUCUCGUAUCUUUCCUCCCUGCCUCCCUCCGCCGCCGACAUUGCCAUCCGCACGCUCGACAACACGGAGCCGUACAUCGAGUUGAGGACGUUCAUUCAUGUACUUACCGCGAGGCUCAGGGAGAGAAGAGACUACGAACUCGUGCAGGCUUGGAUGAGCGUAUUUUUGAGGUUGCAUGGAGAUACAAUUGUCAAGAGCGAGGAGCUGAUGGAUGGGCUGAGGAAGUGGCAAGAGGAAGCGAAGAGGGAGAGGGAGAGAGUAGGUGGGUUGGUAGGGUAUAGUGUUGGUGUUGUAGGGUGGGUGAGGAGUGCGCGAUGA
Molecule: messenger RNA, 3162 nt
Organism: Cucurbitaria berberidis CBS 394.84
Lineage: Eukaryota; Fungi; Ascomycota; Dothideomycetes; Pleosporales; Cucurbitariaceae
Product: Utp21-domain-containing protein
Exons: 3
Coding region: 1-3162 (1053 amino acids)
Biological process (GO): rRNA processing
Cellular component (GO): Pwp2p-containing subcomplex of 90S preribosome; small-subunit processome
Molecular function (GO): protein binding
Source: RefSeq, a predicted model, not a curated record